UUGGGUUCCCAGCCGCCGGGCGACUGCAGAGGAGGGGCCCUGGCUCCAGGGACCGGGGCUGGAAGGGGGAAGCGAGGGGAGGAGAGGUCAAGCCCAAGCUCGGGGGCACAACCCGGACCGUGUUCUGCAUUGCGACCGGGGCUGCCUCUGGGCUCCGCCCCUGCCUCAGUUUCCCCAAGUCCCUGGUGAGGCUUUCCGUUAUCACUACCACAUCGGUAACGCAAAUCCAGAGUCUGGGACUCAGGGUAAACUGAGGCACUGGAACCAAGGAGGAGCCCCGCCUCCCAAGAGACAUUUAAUCUGGGGGGAUUUACAGGAAACUUCUAAAUUAAGGGCAGCGGCUGCUGCAGCUGAGGGGGGUGAGGGAGCACUCCGGUCCCUGUGCCGGCGCAGCUGCCGUGAGCUCACGCCCCGAAAUAGCCCUAGGGGCCCCAGCCGCAGCUGCCACGGGACCAAGCUGUCACUCAGAGUCAACGCGGAGCCCCCCAGCCCGAGGGUCCCCUCCCCUCCCCAACGCUGUGUUAGGGUUUUUUAGCAGACAGUCCCGGCUCCUUUCCCUUCCGACGGCUAGGGGGAGGGGAGGUAAAGGAGAGGCGGGGCCUUGAGGAGGCGGUCCCGAGGGGAUGGACGCAGGGGGCGACCGCGCCCCCCGUCCAGGCUGUGCUUCUGCCCCUACAAGGUUUUGGCCACGGUGGGGGAGGGUCCCGGCCCCCGGCUCCGCCCGGUCCCUCCCCGCCUUUUAGACGCUCCAGCGGCUGGAACAACCCAGUCCAGCUUGGUCCUCCUCGCUCGCCACCCGUGCGCCCAAUCCGCGCAGCCAAGCCCAUUUCUCCCGGUCCGCACCGCCGCCAGCCGGCCCGUCCCCCACCGCAGCCAUGGACGCCAUCAAGAAGAAGAUGCAGAUGCUAAAGCUGGACAAGGAGAAUGCCAUCGACCGCGCUGAGCAGGCCGAGGCCGACAAGAAGCAAGCUGAGGACCGCUGCAAGCAGCUGGAGGAGGAGCAGCAGGGCCUCCAGAAGAAGCUGAAAGGGACAGAAGAUGAGGUGGAAAAAUAUUCAGAAGCAGUGAAGGACGCCCAGGAGAAACUGGAGCUGGCCGAGAAGAAGGCCACCGACGCCGAGGCAGAUGUGGCCUCCCUGAACCGCCGCAUCCAGCUGGUAGAGGAAGAGCUGGACCGGGCGCAGGAGCGUCUGGCCACAGCCCUGCAAAAGCUGGAGGAGGCUGAGAAGGCAGCUGAUGAGAGUGAGAGAGGAAUGAAGGUCAUUGAAAACCGAGCCAUGAAGGAUGAGGAAAAGAUGGAGCUGCAGGAGAUGCAGCUGAAGGAGGCCAAGCACAUCGCUGAGGAUUCAGAUCGCAAAUAUGAGGAGGUGGCCAGGAAGCUGGUGAUCCUGGAAGGCGAGCUGGAGCGCUCAGAAGAGAGGGCUGAGGUGGCUGAGAGUAAAUGUGGGGACCUAGAGGAGGAGCUGAAAAUUGUUACCAACAACUUGAAAUCUCUGGAAGCCCAAGCGGACAAGUAUUCCACCAAAGAAGAUAAAUAUGAAGAGGAGAUCAAACUGCUGGAGGAGAAGCUAAAGGAGGCUGAGACCCGAGCAGAGUUUGCCGAAAGGUCUGUGGCAAAGUUGGAGAAAACCAUUGAUGAUCUGGAAGACGAAGUCUAUGCGCAGAAGAUGAAGUACAAGGCCAUCAGCGAGGAACUGGACAACGCACUCAAUGACAUCACCUCUCUCUAAGCUGCUCACCAAUGUGGCCCCCUCGGCCCCUCUGUCCUCUCCUUUUCGCUCUCUCUCUGAGGAGGGGUCAGGCAGGAGGAGCAAAAACUGCCAGCACUAUACAGCCAGGCUGGGCGUAGCCUAGGAAAGCGCCGGCCACACGUGCUGCCCGCCCUGGCACUUGCUUCUUCCUUCCGGCGAUCCACUCCCCCCUCCGCCCACCAGCCUCUACCUCUCUCUGCUGCUUAAUAAACUCAACUUGGCCUCCACGCUG
Phyllostomus discolor (pale spear-nosed bat) is the source of this 1983-nucleotide messenger RNA. It is a transcript of the gene TPM2, whose product is annotated as tropomyosin 2. NCBI's taxonomy places the organism in Eukaryota, Metazoa, Chordata, Mammalia, Chiroptera, Phyllostomidae. The transcript is spliced from 9 exons. Gene Ontology annotation, molecular function: actin filament binding. Gene Ontology annotation, cellular component: actin filament. The record is from RefSeq and is a predicted model, not a curated record. Bases 876 to 1730 code for a protein of 284 amino acids. Gene Ontology annotation, biological process: actin filament organization; muscle contraction.